Messenger RNA from Dibothriocephalus latus, 672 nucleotides. Lineage: Eukaryota; Metazoa; Platyhelminthes; Cestoda; Diphyllobothriidea; Diphyllobothriidae. The record is from the annotation of a GenBank genome assembly.
AUGACGAUCUCAGAAGGCAAGUCGUCCGUCACUGUUUUCCCGCUGGACCUAAAGGAGUUCAAUCGUCAUCGAGCCAUCACGGUCAACGGUGCGUCUUUACUGCUCGUCCGUAAACCUAAGCUCCUAAGUGUCCUUUUUGAUCCGCUCCUUAUGUUCGCGGACCAUGCCAUGGAGGUCGCAGGCAAAUCAGCACAGAACGCUGCCAUCCGCACAAUCAUGGGGUGCUAUAAAAUGUCGCCUAUCGAUCAUUAUCAUGCAGAUGCUUCUGCUCUGCCCGUCGCUCCUCCUAUCGCACUCAUAGGCCAGCAGUUUUGGUGGGCCGGUUCGCAACCUGACCAUCAUAAUCACAACCGUUGCCACGCUCUUAGACCCAGCCACCGGGGUCGUUCGCAUAUUACAGUUCUUAACAAGGAAGCUAUCGCCUCUUGUCUCUCGGAUCCAGCGUCUUUACCAGAUAGCCGCUGUCGUAGGAAAACAAAUCCGCCAUCCCGCGGUCGUUUUGGGCUACUAUACACCUGCGAUUUCGACCUUGGGAAGACAACUCUCGGGGGUUUCUUUCUGUUCCUUUACUCAAUUACCAAGUGGUUACUCAAUGGUCCUUUGCCAUUAAUAAAACCGGCUCGACUUGUUCACAUCCUACAGCUGUCCCGACUGCAGCAUCUCUCCGCAUGA